CGAGCUCGGCCGUUGUAUUUUCAACUCAGCAUUCCAUUGGACAAGAACCCAACAUUUUUUUCUUAGCAAGUGAAGCUACUUUCAUCUUUCUAAAAAACUUAUCGUCAAAUAAAGCUUGCCUGUUUUCAACUGUUAACUAGAACAAACUUAUUUAGGAACAAACAUUUCGUGAAUAAAAACAGUGAUCUUCGGAAUAGCAUCUUCAAAUGGAAAAUCUACACAUCAAAUUGGCGACGACUUUUAUCGACGAGAACCUGAUUGGAAAACACCACGAAUUCGACAGCCCAUUCGGCAAGAGGCCGGUGGUUUACUGUGAUUACACCGCCUCGGGUAAACCGUUACAAUGCAUCGAAUCGUUCAUCAUGGACAAAGUUUUACCAACUUACGGCAAUACUCACACCACCACUUCCAUUACUUCUGUGCAAACGACUACGUUUCGCGAUGAAGCGAGGGAGAUCUUACGUCACGCUGUGGGUGCCUCUCACGAAGAUGCCGUGAUAUUCGCCGGAAGUGGUUGCACCGGUGCAGUGAACAAACUAGUCGCCGGACUCCACUUGGCCGAACGCCCAAUUAUUUUCGUCGGUGCCAGUGAACACCACUCCAAUCUUUUGCCCUGGAGAGAAAUAGCUUCACGCGUGAUUCGAAUUAGAGAAGAUUCAAACGGCCUCUUGGAUACGGAAGAAUUGGAGGCGUCAUUGAAAGAUGCCCGGAAGGAAAACCGGAAAAUGAUUGGCUGUUUCUCAGCCGCAUCAAACAUCACCGGCACCCUCUACCAAGACAUGAAAAUCACGGCCAUCCUCCACCGACACGGAGCGCUUUCAUUUUGGGAUUACGCCACAGCGGCUCCAUACGUCAAAAUAGCUAUGAAUCCGGAAUCCGCCGAGUAUCCAUCAGGCACUGCCCACAAAGACGCCAUCUACUUUUCGGUGCAUAAAUUUGUGGGCGGCGUUCAAACCCCGGGAGUCUUGGUCGUCAAAAAAUCUUUAAUGAAAAGUCCCGUUCCAACUGGGCCUGGUGGGGGGACUGUUCUCUUUGUCGAUCGCCAAAACCAAGUCUACGCUCAAGAUAUCGAAAUCAGAGAAGAAGGAGGAACGCCGGCCAUCGUGGAAAACAUUCGAGCCGGUCUGGUGAUGAAAUUAAAGGAAAGUGUCACGUCCGCGUGGAUCAUGGCCCGCGAAGAAUUUCUAGCCAAACUCGCCUUCAAAAAAUGGGGAAAUAUCCCGGAGUUGAUUCUUCUCGGGAGUAGUACCGCACCUCGAUUGUCCAUUUUUUCGUUCGUCGUCCGCCACUUGGACACAGGUUACUAUUUACACCACAACUUUAUCUGCGCCUUGCUCAACGACAUCUAUGGGAUACAAGCGCGCGGAGGAUGCGCUUGCGCCGGACCCCACGCUCAGGAUUUACUGGGAAUCGACGAAUCUCUCACCGCCAAAUAUCAAGACAUGAUAGUCGAUGCUCAAGAUGGCCAUUAUUACGAUAUUCUACGACCGGGUUUCACUCGAUUGAAUCUGCCGUAUUUUGCUCACGAUUUUGAAAUCGAUUAUAUCAUCAAGGCUGUGAUUGCCGUCGCUAAGAAAGGAUGGAUCAUGUUGCCUUAUUACGAGAUGAAUACAGAAACUGGCGAAUGGCAUCACCAAAACAAGCAAUUAUUUCCAUUCGUCAAUGACAAAUUGCUAGCCAAUGUCGAUUUUCAUUUAGUUAACAAAUCGACGUUUGUCAUUGAUCCGGAAAAAAAUGGCUCACUGCCCAAGGCAAUCCGGUACAACGAGUUCCUUCGAAAGGGCGAAGAGAUAUUCGAACUCGCAUUCGAAAACAGCUCGGCAUCGCCUCCGCCAACCGAACAGCAAAUCAACUUCAACAAUAACGCCAAAGCGAACGAACUCCGUUGGUUUCUAUUCCCCAACGAAGUCGGUAGGGAACUUUUUCCCGAUAAAGUCCCUUUCACGCCACGCCAAUACGACACCUGCCUCAGCCCAGCCGACUAUCACUUAGAGCAUUACUCGACUAUUACGGCCGAAAGUGGGUCGCCCAUCUUUUCCGUCGAAAAAUUCUAUUCCGACUGCGUGCUCUCGAUUCAACAGCGGCGCAAGUGUUUCCCGGGGACUUCGUGAAACUACGGUAUUCAAUACACCCGACAUCGGUAGUCUACCUACUCAUCCAGAGUGUUCAAAAUCAAAAUGCUGGUAUUUUUAAUUGCGACACAGGCGCGAACUUAAAUACUUAUUAUUAUACAAACGCCUGUAAUUCUAAGAGUUUCCUUUGCAUGCAAACGACCCUCUAUACACAAUGUCACAUGAUUAUUUAAUUAUACCGAGAAAGAGAUUUGUAUAUUAACGGCAUACUAUAUUCAUAAUGGUGGAAUAUGUGACUUCUCCUGGCUGGCUCAGUUUUAAUUGGUAGAUACUAUACUAUAACUUGUUUUAGAACUUCUACUGUUUGAAGUUUUCUGUUUCAUUAGAACUGGCGAUGCGAGGGUUUUAAUAAUACAACAGAAAACACAAUAAAUUUCGUGUCAAACCUAC
Molecule: messenger RNA, 2522 nt
Organism: Daphnia pulicaria
Lineage: Eukaryota; Metazoa; Arthropoda; Branchiopoda; Diplostraca; Daphniidae
Product: probable cysteine desulfurase
Exons: 2
Coding region: 207-2111 (634 amino acids)
Source: RefSeq, a predicted model, not a curated record